AAGUUUAGAGGCCUUUAGAUGUGCAGAAGUCGCCCAAGCCAAUUCCUUCUCUGAUAUUGCAGCUUUUUUGCAGUGCUGUAGCAUCAGCAACAAUGGUGUCCGGUUCAGGCCUUUGCGCCAAGGUCGUCGUGGUCGAUGCUCGCCACCACAUGCUCGGCCGCUUAGCCUCCAUCCUCGCGAAAGAGCUCCUCAAUGGCCAGAAAGUGGUUGUUGUACGUUGCGAGGAGAUCUGCUUGUCAGGUGGCCUUGUGAGGCAGAAGAUGAAAUACCUAAGGUUUUUGAGGAAGCGGAUGAACACCAAACCCAGCAAGGGACCCAUUCAUUUUCGAUCUCCUGCUCGUAUCCUGUGGAGGACUAUCCGCGGAAUGAUCCCACACAAGACCAAAAGAGGAGCUGCCGCCCUUGAGCGCCUGAAGGCCUUUGAAGGAGUACCUGCACCUUACGAUAAAAUGAAGAGGAUGGUCAUUCCAGAUGCGCUCAAAGUAUUGAGGCUGAAACCUGGACACAAAUUUUGUUUGUUGGGCCGUUUGUCUGAGGAGGUCGGAUGGCACCACUACGACACUAUCAAGGAGUUGGAGGAGAAGAGGAAGGCCAAGUCCAAGGUGUUUUACGAGCGCAAGAAGCAACUCAUCCAGCUGCGGCUUAAGGCCGCAAAACGUGUCGAGGAGCAGCUUGGCUCUCUUCAAGAAACUUUGGCACCCAUCACUUACACUUCUUAGGUCUCAGCUAUGCGAACCUCGCUUCCUUUUUAUGCGUCACUGUCUAUUUAAUUACACCGACGCAGUUUGGUGCUUGAUAUUCUCACUUUUGUUAUCGGUGACGCUUGAAUUUGAUUUUCAACGAUGUUUACUUUUUGAAACCAA
Messenger RNA from Physcomitrium patens, 863 nucleotides. Its product is annotated as large ribosomal subunit protein uL13. The record is from RefSeq and is a predicted model, not a curated record. Gene Ontology annotation, cellular component: cytosolic large ribosomal subunit; ribosome. Gene Ontology annotation, biological process: translation; negative regulation of translation. Lineage: Eukaryota; Viridiplantae; Streptophyta; Bryopsida; Funariales; Funariaceae. Gene Ontology annotation, molecular function: structural constituent of ribosome; mRNA binding.